AUACUCGUCUACAUUGUUCCCUCUGCACACAGAACAGACACAACGAAAACGCUUCACCUCUUUUGUUUUCCCAUUCCAAAAAAAAAAAAAAAUGAAUCUUCCUCUUAAAAUUUGGAGUUUUCUUUCUUGUUUUACGUUUGUAGAGUUGUGUUUCAUUCGAAACGGCUUCAGCUUAGCGAUAAGCAGAGGUGCGCCUCAGGUAAGUGGGGUCGCCGAUGUGCCUAACGGCCCGGUGGACUUGCCCCCCGAACGGAAGCUCAACUUAGGGCUGCGCAAAUACCAGUACAGUAGUCCCCCCCAGGAAGAUGCCGACAAUGAAAUACAAACAGAAAUGAACGAAGACGCGGACGAGCUGGAGGACAUCACAAACAAGGCAAAUUUCCCCUACGCGCAAUCCGAGAACGGCUAUAUAAAGCACCAGGAGAAUUAUGACAUCCCCCCGUGGCUAGCUGAAAUGAUUAGCUUGUCCAACAAAAGCAAACGCACGCUAGAAUCGCUAGGCGUUGAGAAUCUGCCCGAUGUUGACGCAUGCAGAGCUGUAACAAAUUUGAAAGAACAAAUGCUCUGCAUACUUGAUGCGCUGGAGGAUAUUAAGCGGGUCUACCAGGAUGCAAAGGACAUAACCUCCUUAACCGCGAGGGUCUUGGCGGGGGGAAGACUAGCCGUUCGGGCCCUGUCUAGGCUGAAGACCCUGGCAUCCGCGUUUGAAAAUAGGCAGCUCAUAGAGAAUCCACCUCGGACAGGUAGCGCCUGCUGGGAGGGAAUAACCUUGGGCGUUACACAGCUACACCGCUGCACCGUUGCACCGCUACCCCACUUCACCGCCACACCUUAG
Molecule: messenger RNA, 835 nt
Organism: Plasmodium vivax (malaria parasite P. vivax)
Lineage: Eukaryota; Apicomplexa; Aconoidasida; Haemosporida; Plasmodiidae
Exons: 9
Coding region: 92-835 (247 amino acids)
Source: RefSeq, a predicted model, not a curated record